Messenger RNA from Scophthalmus maximus (turbot), 1694 nucleotides. RefSeq names its product BTB/POZ domain-containing protein KCTD12. Gene Ontology annotation, cellular component: postsynaptic membrane; presynaptic membrane. The record is from RefSeq and is a predicted model, not a curated record. Bases 105 to 947 code for a protein of 280 amino acids. Gene Ontology annotation, biological process: regulation of G protein-coupled receptor signaling pathway; protein homooligomerization. The transcript has a single exon. Lineage: Eukaryota; Metazoa; Chordata; Actinopteri; Pleuronectiformes; Scophthalmidae.
CCGAUAUAAACACUACAGCUCAGUGAGGAAACUCAACUGUCCAGCCUCGUUGGGGAACCAACACGAGGCACCGCGGGGAUUUUAAUAUAUAGAGAGAGGAAGAGAUGGCACAGACCGACAGUCAAAGCUCAACUUCUUUCCCCGACAUAGUGGAGCUGAACGUGGGCGGCCAGGUGUAUGUGACCAGGCUGCAAACUCUGACGGCGGUGCCCAACUCCCUGCUGUGGACCAAGUUCGGCCAGGGCUCCCCGGGCGACCUGCCCACGGACAGCAAGGGCCGCUUCUUCGUCGACCGCGACGGCUUCCUGUUCCGCUACAUCCUGGACUACCUGCGGGACUCCGAGCUGUCGCUGCCCGAGUUCUUCAAGGAGCGCAGGCGGCUGCAGAAGGAGGCGGACUUCUUCCGGCUGCCGGGGCUCUCCGGGCGCCUGGCGGCGGCCGGCGGCGGCGGCGGCUCGUGCGCGGAGGACGGCGGCGGCGAGCCGGAGGAGGCUGAGCCCGGCAGCCCGGUCACCACCACCGCCGCCGCCUCCACCUCCUCCUCCUCCUCCUCCUCCUCGGAGCGGACGCUGCGCUCCCCCGGCGCCGACUCCGGCUACAUCACCGUGGGCUACAGGGGCAGCUACACCAUCGGCAGGGACAUCCAGGCGGACGCCAAGUUCCGCCGGGUGGCCCGGAUCACGGUGUGCGGCAAGAUCUCGCUGGCCAAGGAGGUGUUCGGCGACACCCUGAACGAGAGCCGCGACCCGGACCGGCCGCCGGACAAGUACACGUCCCGGUACUACCUCAAGUACAACUUCCUGGAGCAGGCGUUCGACCGGCUGGCGGCGGCCGGGUUCCGCAUGGUGGCGUGCAGCUCCACCGGGACGUGCUCGUACGGCGGGAACGACCCGGCGGGCGACGACAGACUGUGGACGAGCUACACCGAGUACGUGUUCUCCCGCUGAGCGCGCGCACGAGGCGGACUCGAGCGCGCGCCCCCAACGCGCCCGUGUCGGUCCCUGUCUCUGCCCCGCGGCCUCGGGUCGCGGCUGAACUGAGCCCGUGUGCCGUGGUUCUCCUCUGCUCUGCGACUGACCUUCUGACCCCGAGCUCCCACACAAUAGAUCUCAUUGGUUAGUGAGGAGUUGUUGUUGUUGUUUUUUUUUUGUAAAUGAAUUCAAAAUGACUUCCUCGAUAUGCCACUGGACCCGUCACUUGUGUGGCCUCCUAUCGUCUAAUGUGUUUCACAAAGACUCUGUUGUUCCUGUCUCUGAAAUGGUUGGAGCCGGUGUCACGUUAUACAGUCGUAAAGAGGCUGCUGAGGCUCUGAAUCUGGUCAAUAACCAUGGAGGACACAUUGUCUUAUAAUAACCCUGAUGUUUGGUCUGGUUCUGACCCGCAGCCCCUCCGAUUCCCCCCACACGACCUGAAGGAGGAGAAUUGUUUGUUGGGGGGAGCUGGUGAUCAAGGAAAACGGCUCAAUGUUCUGUGGAAAUGAUCAUUUUACGUACGCUAUUAGUUUCAGAUUCAAUUUUUGUUUGUUUUGGGGGUUGUUGUUUUUUUCAUGUUGACCACACAUCAUCACUGCUUUUAGACACACACCGUGGGACUUUGACACAGGGUUGUGUUGUUAUGUGCCAUCUGUGAGCUGUAAUAGGUUUCUUUUCUCCUUUAAAUAUAAAGCUACAACAAAUAAAGACUGAGAUAUGUAA